AUGUAUUUUACAACAAACGGCACCACAACCAAUGGGGUCAACGGCCACCACUCGGACUCAGAGCCGCGACCCCUCACCAUCACAAUAUGCGGUGCGGGCAUUGGUGGCCUAUCCGCAGCAAUCUUCCUGCGUCGGCAAGGCCACACCGUGACUCUGGUCGAGGCCUCGCGCUUUGCAAACGAGCUGGGCGCCGCCGUACAUCUGGCCCCCAAUGCCAACGGCCUGCUGCGCCGCAUAGGCAUCAUCCCGGAAGAGCAGGGCGCAGUGGAAUGCAAGCACAUCUCGCAGUGGUUUCCCGACGGCAGGACAAUGUUUUCUUUCGACUUGGGCAAGGACGCGGUGAGAUGGCAGCAUCCAUGGCAGCUGGGACACCGCGUGACUCUGCACAACGAACUGAAGCGGCUAGCGACUUGCCCCGAAGGCCCUGGUACACCAGCGGUUCUGAAACUGCGCUCCAAGGUUCUCGAUGUCGACCCGGAGCAGGGGCUUGUGAUACUGGAGAGCGGCGAGAGAAUCCAAAGUGAUGUCGUCGUCGGCGCUGACGGCGUCCACUCCAAGACGCGAGCUCGUCUCCCCGGCGCAGACAAGUUCAAGGUCUUUGGCAGCGGCAAGAGCGCAUUCCGCUUCAUGGUCUCGCGGCAACAGGCGUACGACGAGCCUCAGACACGCAAGUUUGCGGAGAAAGACGGCCAUCUGAUCAUGAUUGCGGGCCGCGACAGGAAAGUCGUCAUGUACCCGACGUCAGGCGGCACACUGCUCAACUUUGUGUGCAUCCACCCGACGGCCGAGAGCCAGAUCGAUCCCCAGGGCGCAGCAAAAGGUGACUGGCAGAACCAAGGUAACCUCGGCAUGAUGCUAGAGGUGUACAAGGAUUUCGAGCCGGCGGUCCUCAAGCUGCUCAGCAUGGCCGACGAGGACACGCUCAAGGUGUGGGAACUGCUGGAUAUGGGGCAACUGCCUAGCUGGACACAUGAGAAACUCGUCUUGAUUGGAGACGCCGUGCAUCCUUUUACGCCGCACCAGGGCCAGGGCGCCGCUCAAGCAAUCGAAGACGCAGUCUCCCUCGCCAUCAUGCUUCCUCUGGGCACUACAACCGACACGAUUCCCGAGAGACUUCGUCUGUACCAAAAGUGCCGUCUGGAGCGCGCCACCACCAUCCAAGAGUUCUCGCGCCUAUCCGGCCGAGACCUAGGCGUCGGCCCGCCAAUCGACCACCAGAAACUCUCAGAUUACAACUUUGGCCACGACGAAUGGCACUUUUCCACCCAGGCGCUGCGAGAAUGGGAAUGGGAAAAGAAGAAGGAGAGCGGUUCUCUCCUGUGGCGCAUGCCAACGGCUUUUGGCCCCAUGCCUGGUCCCCGUCAGGAUUUCCUCGGGCGCCCCCGCAACGGCGCAAAUGCUACGUUUACUACGACGAGCGUCCGCUUCAAGACGAGCAGGACUAUCCUGGAAAACCUGCUGCCGGGCAAGAACCUCACGUUUGCUGCCGCAGACACCGUUGCAUACGCCACGUUUGCCGCGACGCAGCUAGGCAACCUCGAGUGGCUGGGCGGAAGAGGCUACACGCAUUUCGGGCUGUACAUCCACGGCAUCUCGUACACCAAAGCCGACGGCGAAACCGUCAUCGGCAGCUAUCUCCCUGUUCUAUUCGAGAAUCUGGCCGACCCUAUUCUGAGCGGCAGAGAGGAACUCGGGUUCCCGAAGCUGUUUGCCGAUCUGGCGGUGCACAAGGCUGACGACGGCAAGUGGCGCCUCGACGCCAGCUGGAUGGGCGAGAAGUUUUGCGCGCUGGAGCUCGAAGGGCUGCAGGACGAAAAUACUGCGACGACGAACGGCCACGCAAAUGGUGUGACAAACGGCACUACUACUACCCCCAGAGACGACGGUCUCCUGCUGCAAAAAUACAUUCCGGCUACCGCUAGCCCCGGUAGCAAAGUCCGCGGUCAGCCUGACGUCGAGUACACGACUUUUGUCUCCAACGCCGACGACGCAAAAACCGUAACCAGGUCCGUCCAAUCAACCGCAAAGGCUUCCAAAGCUACCAUCUCGUUUGACCCCCGCGACUGGAAGGCUCUGCCCACGCUGCACCAUGUUGUCGAGCGCCUGGCCGAGAUCCCCGUGUACGACGUUGUCGAGGCCAAGAUUGUCACUGGCACGGGUGUUAGUGAUGUGAGUUGUGUGCAGAGGCUUGUUUAGAUGAUCAUGAUCAUAAUUAUGAAGCAAUUAAGAGACGUGGGGGGGGUGACAUGAUACAUGUAGUCGUCGUGUGCUGUAUAUAGUUUCAACCGGUUUUUUUCUUCUUUCUUUUUCUUUUCGGCAUCAUGUAUGUUUAUGGAAAUUUCAGAUACUUUUGAGAGAGAGAGAGAGAGAGAGACAGAAAGAAAGACUAGAAACAUGGGGCAUUUCAACACUUGCUGAUUUAUUUUUUUUUUGGCUUUUCUUGCAUACGGCAUGCAAGUUUU
Messenger RNA from Exserohilum turcica Et28A, 2462 nucleotides. RefSeq lists its product as uncharacterized. Gene Ontology annotation, molecular function: lyase activity; FAD binding; monooxygenase activity. Lineage: Eukaryota; Fungi; Ascomycota; Dothideomycetes; Pleosporales; Pleosporaceae. The transcript is spliced from 2 exons. The record is from RefSeq and is a predicted model, not a curated record. Bases 1 to 2196 code for a protein of 731 amino acids.